Molecule: messenger RNA, 1386 nt
Organism: Protobothrops mucrosquamatus (brown spotted pit viper)
Lineage: Eukaryota; Metazoa; Chordata; Lepidosauria; Squamata; Viperidae
Gene: NADK
Product: NAD kinase
Exons: 12
Coding region: 8-1261 (417 amino acids)
Biological process (GO): NAD+ metabolic process; NADP+ biosynthetic process
Molecular function (GO): NAD+ kinase activity
Source: RefSeq, a predicted model, not a curated record
GAAUUCCAUGCGAGGCCGGACAAAAACUCGGAGCUUAUCUGCUUCUCCCGCCUUGGGCAGCACCAAAGAAUUCAGGAGGACACGUUCUUUACAUGGACCAUGCCCAGUCACCACGUUUGGACCAAAAGCUUGCAUGCUGCAGAAUCCCCAAGCCAUUAUAAAGGGCCUCAGAAGUAGACUGGCUCUGAUCAAAAUCCUCUCCCCAAAGGGACAUUUUAAAUGGGAUAAUAAGUUAUUUGGCUCCGGAAAAGAUUAUUUUGGAGGCUGUUUUUUGCCCUUGGGUUCACCGCGCGCGCCUGACUUCUGGGAGAGAAGGAUGAAAAUUUUUCAGCACCUCAGUAAUUGCUCCUUCGGUCCGUCAUCCUGGAAGUGGCACAUUCAGGAUCCAGCAAGCCAGCGAUUGACAUGGAACAAAGCGCCCAAAAGCGUCCUUGUGAUCAAGAAGAUCCGAGACGCCAGUCUUCUGCAGCCGUUCAAAGACCUCUGCAUCUACCUGACCGAGGUGAACAGUAUGCUGGUUUACGUGGAGAAGAAAGUCCUGGAAGAUCCAGCCAUUGUGAACGAUGAGAGUUUUGGGUCGGUGAAGAAGCGGUUUUGCACGUUUAGUGAAGAUUAUGACGAUAUCUCAGAUCAGAUAGAUUUUAUCAUCUGCCUGGGCGGAGACGGGACGUUACUCUACGCUUCAUCGCUUUUCCCGAGGAGCGUACCCCCAGUCAUGGCUUUCCAUUUGGGGUCCCUGGGCUUCCUCACCCCCUUCAACUUUGAGAACGUCUUGAAUGAAGUGGUAGUGGACCGAGGCCCUUCCUCUUAUCUUUCCAACGUGGAUGUCUUUCUUGAUGGCCACCUUAUUACCACUGUGCAAGGCGAUGGCGUCAUCGUUUCCACGCCGACCGGCAGUACGGCAUACGCGGCUGCCGCGGGCGCCUCAAUGAUCCAUCCGAACGUCCCCGCCAUCAUGAUCACCCCGAUCUGUCCUCAUUCCCUCUCCUUCCGGCCCAUCGUCGUCCCAGCUGGAGUGGACCUGAAGAUCAUGCUGUCUCCAGACGCCAGGAACACCGCGUGGGUUUCGUUUGACGGGCGGAAGAGGCAGGAGAUCUGCCACGGGGACAGCAUCAGCAUCACCACCUCUUGCUACCCUCUCCCUUCCAUCUGCUUCCAAGAUCCCGUCAGCGAUUGGUUCGAAAGCCUGGCUGAGUGUUUACAUUGGAACGUCAGAAAGAGGCAAAACCACUUCGCCGUUGACGAGGAAGAAGAAUUUUGAACGUCGGGUACCGCCUUGGAAGGAGAGAGAACAGAAUGGAACUAUCCUUGUAUAUAAGUAUUCGAAGCCUGUAGCUGUUGGGAGUAAACCAACAUAACAUAUUUCCCCCUUAUCCAUAUCCAUAU